GUUUGAGCUGCACUCCUACAAUCCUAAAAGCCGCAGACCUGUGUUUGAGCUUGGAAUCUUUAUGUACAAUCUUAUGGAAUAAUAAUAUCACUAUAAAGGUGCAGUGUGUAGUCAUGGCUGCAUGGGUGGAGGCGACCACAAGGGAAAUGGGCCAAUCGCUCAUCAACCCAGACAAACCUUCAGUUUCAGCUUCUGCUCUCCCUGGAGACACUGGGAAGCCAGCGUUGCGCCCAAAACCCCACCUCAUGCCUAAACCAUUUGCUCUGCAAAGGAACGCCACCGUCCGCCCAAUCCGGGCCUUUAGCAGAGAGCUCCAUCGAGCCGCCUCUUCUGAAGCGCUUUUGGAUACCAAAAAAACUGGUGCUGGUGGUCCAAAUCUAUCAGAAUACCAAAAACCAGGCUCAAAUGGCAGAGAAAAUGGGUCUAAUAAAAUUGCAGCUCCUAAACCCGUCCCACUCAGCCCAAAACCUGACUUAUUGAAUAAGCCUAAACCAGAACCCACUAAGAGUCCUGGUUCUAAUAACCAAACUGGUCCAAACUCAAAGCCUGCUGUGACCGCUGAAGAUUUGAAGAACGUUCAGCCCAGGAGCAGAGCAAAAUCUUUGGGUUCUCAGGAUCAACAGAUUCUCACGCAGAAGAACAGAGAAGAAGCAGCCAAGAAUGAUGCAGAUGUCAAAGUGUCUUCACGAUGCUGGCCGCCUCGAAAUCGUCUCUCCGUUGAGCUGACCUCCAAGUUCGAGUCAAUGUCUCAACCCGAGAAGGAGGUGAGGAGAGAUGCUGAAACCAGCAAGACGGAGAAAGAGUGGCCACCACAUUCUCCUUCUGAGUCCAAGCCUUCGAAGCUUCCGGUGGAUACAGUAGAGAUGGGAGACGAGGAUGUCAGCGGAGGCAGCAUUAAGAGACGGAUCAGCCUUCUCUUUGAUCGAUCUACAGCAACUCAGUACAGGGACACUUUCAACAAAAGAGACAAUCCAGCUGCUGAAAUAUCUGUUGAUAUUAAACAGAGAAUCCAGAAUCUGAGCUUGGACGCACCAAGGACGCGCUUGCCAUCCACUGGUGCUCCUAAAAGUCCACCAUUUGUGAAGACACUAAGCACCUCAGAUGAAACUCCAAAUGAGAGAUCAUCUGAAAAACCUGCAGCGACAGAGAAGGUGCCUGUAAGUUCAGCAGAAGUCAAGAACUCUGCUGCUAGUGUGGAGCGAGUAGAAGAAGAAGAAGAUCAUGAAGAUGAAGAGAAGGAAUAUGUCCCUGUUCCUGUCUACCAGAGGGUUGGGAUGAGCCUAGAUGUGGAGACAAAGAGAAGGGAAGAAGAAGAAAAACAGAGAAAAGAUGAGCAGUUAGAGAAAGAAAGACAACAGCGGAUAAGACUUUUGGAGAAGGAGAGGAAGGCAAGAGAAAUAGAGAGACAGGAAGAGAGAAAACAAGAAGAGGAAAAGCAAAGACAGAUGGACGAAAGGAGAAAGCAAGAAGAAGAACGAAAGAGAAGAAUUGAAGAAGAAAGAAAAGAGGAGGAGAAGAGGAGGCAGGCCGAAAAAGAGAGGGAGAGGCAGAUUGAGGAGAAGAGAAGGAUUGAAGAAGAAAAAGAGAGACUGAGAGAAGAAGAAAGAGUCAUGAAAGAAAGAGAAAAGGAAGAAGAGAGGAGAAGAAUUCAGGAGUUGGAGAGACAGAGAGAGGAGGAAAGACUGAGACAAGAACGAGAAAAAGAAGAGAGGUUAAAGAAACAAAGAGAAAUGGAGGAAAGAAAACGAAUGGAAGAAGAGAGACUGAAAGAAGAGGAAAGAUUGAGACAGGAAAGAGAAAGAGAGAGACUAAAGAAAGAAAAAGAGAUGGAAGAAGAGAGGAGAAGAGUUCAGGAAUUGGAGAGACAGAGAGAAGAGGAAAGAUUGAGAAAAGAGCGAGAAUUAGAGAGACUAAAGAAAGAAAAAGAGAUGGAAGAAGAGAGGAGAAGAAUUCAGGAACUCGAGAGACAGAAAGAAGAGGAAAGAUUGAGAAAAGAACGAGAAUUAGAGAGAAUAAAGAAAGAAAAAGAGAUGGAAGAAGAGAGGAGAAGAAUUCAGGAAUUGGAGAGACAGAAAGAAGAGGAAAGAUUGAGAAAAGAACGAGAAUUAGAGAGAAUAAAGAAAGAAAAAGAGAUGGAAGAAGAGAGGAGAAGAAUUCAGGAAUUGGAGAGACAGAAAGAAGAGGAAAGAUUGAGAAAAGAACGAGAAUUAGAGAGAAUAAAGAAAGAAAAAGAAAUGGAAGAAGAGAGGAGAAGAAUUCAGGAAUUGGAGAGACAGAGAGAAGAGGAAAGAUUGAGAAAAGAACGAGAAUUAGAGAGAAUAAAAAGAGAAAAAGAGAUAGAAGAAGAGAGGAAAAGAAUUCAGGAAUUGGAGAGACAGAGAGAAGAGGAAAGAUUGAGAAAAGAACGAGAAUUAGAGAGAAUAAAGAAAGAAAAAGAAAUGGAAGAAGAGAGACAAAGAAUUAAAAGACAGAAAGAGGAGGAAAGACUGAGACAAGAACGAGAAAUAGAGAGACUAAAGAAAGAAAAAGAGAUAGAAGAAGAGAGAAGAAGAACUCAAGAGUUUGAAAGACAGAAAGAAGAAGAAAAACGGAGACAGGUACGAGAACAUGAGAUGGAGAUGGAAACGUGUGAAGCAGCAGAGAGAUUACGAGAGGAAGUUCCUACGAGUUAUGAUUUGAUAUCUUUUGACGUGGAGGAGUCACAGACUCUGGUCUCCUCCGUCCAGCUCGCUGACGUCUCGCCUCGACUCGCACAAGUGACUUACGAUGACUUUUCAGUGAAACCCCGAAGAUGGGGAACAAGGGCGAGACGUUCCUCGACUCCGUCUCCAUCCAGAGAAACGCCUGCUGCUCCCGACCACAGUCUACAGCCAGAAUCAAAGUCCAGUCAUGCUGGACCCCAAGAACCAAGCGGAGAUCGGGUGUCUGUGCAUGAUCUGAUCGGAUUUGAACCUGAAGCUUCCAGUCCACUCAACUCUACAGAAAGCAGAACGCACACAUAUUUAUUUGAGGCAGACACUGAGUCCAAACCAGGGGACCUUCUGGAGCCAGAAACAGAUGAGGGUCAGUUGAAGGACGGAGGAGUUGAAGAGCAGGACACAGAGAAUUUAAUCUGGGAAACCGACGAACAAACUGAAAACAACGACACUGCUGAUGAUCCCACACAGAUCAGAAUCAAUCAAGCCUUGCAGAGACUGAAUCAAGCCAGACGACGAAAUACAUCUAGUGAUUCAGACACAGCUGACGUCACAGUUCACGAGGAGCUCGAACCUCUACCGCUUCUUGAGUCUGUAGCUCCUCUGUUGGACUCCAGCGUUUUCCGUUCGAAGGUUGAAUUGGGAAAGAAACGUAGCAUAAAGCGCACCAGACCGUCACGUGCCGUCCGACAGAGAGCCGCCCUGCCCGCUCUGACAGAGGGAACGCAACCCGACUGGAGGUUCUGCGACUCCACAGAAGCAAAAGAUCAGUGUUCCAAUGGAGCGGACUCUGAAUCAGAAGAGGAACCGUCCCGGGACGUCCCGUGCUCUCCAGCCCCAAGCCAGCCCAAGAGAGUCCCUGUGUUUCCUGGGAUGGACCCUUCUGCCCUCAUGGCCCAGUUAAGGCGGAGAAGUGCAGCGAUAGAAACAGAAAGUCCAACAGAAGCACAGACGCCUCCGUCUGUCCCAGCACGCUCUCCCCGCACACCCACCAUGGCCCUCGGCCCAAGAGUGCUGCCCCCUGUUGACGCCAAGGACACUCGGUCCGGCUCUUCACCCUCCUGGCUGCUUGAGCUCAAAUCCAAGAAGCGAAUGAGUCAACCUGAGAGUGAAGCGUGAAGCUCAGGUCCGAUGCAGUUUGUUGAGAGGAAGUCCUCUGCCACAAAGAUACCAAAGAAUCCGACUUACACAAAUCAUCUUUCGUUCUAAUACUGACUGAGUACCAGAAUCUUUCGAGGAUGAGUCCCGGACUGAACUGUUUGGAGGCUUUGCCAAGAUGAUGUCCUCUUACGCACAUUUUUAGUUUUACAUGAAUGUCUGUCAUAAUUGCUUGGCAGCAUUAGCGAUGGUGUGCCUGAAAAGCAAGUGCUGUUUACUGUCAGUCUCAAACCAAGUUAAUUUUACCGUUAUUUCAUUUUGUUUACAUUCAUAAAUCCAGCAGAUCUUUUUUUCCAAAGUGAGGUUGGUUCAUCCAUCAAUCAGGGCCCUAAUGUGCAUAUCUUCUGUUCUCUGAUCUCUGAUCGUGGAGAAACAAAAAUCAGUUUAGCUUCAUGCUACAAUGCACUUUAAAUGAGUUGGAUCACUGGAAAAGUUGCAUUAGGGCUCAUAGGCAUUUUAUUGCAUUUGAGUUUUUUUUUUUUUUUUUUUAUCAGAAUUUAAAUAUUGUGUUUCCAAAACUUUUUUAAAAAAAGUCUGACCUUAAGAUGUUCAUUGCUACAUGAAACUACUUUUUCUUUCUCUAAAUAGUUUUUGUUUUGUUUACAUGUGCCAUUCCUGAUUAUCAUUCACAGGGUUUUGUUUUAUUGCCAGUGCCUUUACAGUUCUGCCAAGAGCACUUUUACAAACAGAAAUCAGACUUAUAAUGUAUGAUAAGAUGUGUUUAAUUGUGCUCUUUUGAAAUGUUUCUUUUUUUCUCCAGUCGUUUCUUUUGAGACUACAGCUGUGUAAAUUGCUGCUAGAGGAAAAUGUUUACCUGUUUAAUGUUGGGAAAUGGGAGUUGUGUUUUAUAAAUUAUGAAUGAUGAAUUACAAUCAUCUUGAUUAAAUAUUUUUCUAAAUGGGAA
Carassius gibelio (silver crucian carp) is the source of this 4758-nucleotide messenger RNA. Its product is annotated as trichohyalin. Lineage: Eukaryota; Metazoa; Chordata; Actinopteri; Cypriniformes; Cyprinidae. The transcript is spliced from 10 exons. Bases 114 to 3815 code for a protein of 1233 amino acids. The record is from RefSeq and is a predicted model, not a curated record.